Paramecium primaurelia is the source of this 1431-nucleotide messenger RNA. The record is from the annotation of a GenBank genome assembly. NCBI's taxonomy places the organism in Eukaryota, Ciliophora, Oligohymenophorea, Peniculida, Parameciidae.
AUGAAUGUACAAGUUGGUAAGUUUUAAUUCAAUUCUCGUUUUUGUUUAGGAGAAGGUGCCUAUGGAAAAGUGUUUUUAGGUUAAGAUACUGAAAACAAUGAUCAAGUAGCUAUCAAAUAAAUAGACACUAAAUUCAUUGAAUAAUAAGACAAGUAUAUUAAAUAACAGAUUAUUAAUGAAAUUGAAAUUCUCAAAAAAUGCAAUCAUCCAAACAUUGUUAGAUUUAUAGAUUUGAUUGAUACUCCUAAAUAUAUCUACAUUAUUAUUGAAUAUUGUAAAGAUGGUGAUCUAAAGGAACUUUUGAAUUAAAAAAGAUUAAGUGAAGUAGAAUCAUUUGAUGUACUUAGAUAAAUUGUUGAAGGAUUUAAAGAAUUACAAAAACAUAGUAUAAUUCAUAGAGAUUUAAAACCAGCUAAUAUAUUAAUAAAUAAUGGAAUUUUCAAAAUUGCAGAUUUUGGUUUUGCAAAGAUUGUUAAUAAUUAUUCAAGUACAAAUAUGCUUAAAUCUUUGGUUGGAUCACCAUAUUAUAUGGCACCUUAAUUACUUGGUUAUUAAUAAUAUUGUUUCAAAUGUGAUAUUUGGUCAUUAGCAGUUAUUUAUUUUGAAAUGAUUUUUGGAAAUCUUCCUUGGUUAGCAAGUGAUCCAUAAUCUUUAUUAAAAAAAAUAUUAAGUUAACCAAUCAUAGAAAAAUUAAAAUAAGCAAAAAUUAGUUAAUUUAGUAUGUAUUUUUUAGAAAAGACAUUAACAAUAGAUGAAUUUAGAAGACCUAAUUGGUAAGAAGUUGUUUAGAUGAUCAAUACAUCACCAUUAAUGAAAGCUGAUAAAAAUUCAAUUCCAUAACCAUAAUCUUAAAGUAAAACAAAUAUUUUAGAAGUAAGUGCAUCAUGUGAUACAAAAUCAAAUAUCAAUUCAAUAUAACCCGAAUAAUAAAAGAAAAGAUAAGAAAUAAUAUUUAAACAUUAUAUAUGUUAAGAAAUAUUUGUUAAUAAAUCAGAGAUUUUAUAAUUUUGUGAUGGGAAUAAUGUAUUAUUAAAAUUAGCAUUUUGUUUAUCAAAAUGGGUAUUAGUUUUGAGUUAAUAAUUAUUAAAAGAAUUACCAGAAUUAAAAAAAGAACAUGAAUUUUAUGUACAGUUUAUGCAUGAUAUUGAAGAAUUAAGAUUAUCAUGUGAAUUUAGUAUUGAAAGAGUUCCUUAGAUAUGUUAGGAUUAUUGUAUAGAAUAUUUAACAAUAGCAUAAAGGAAUUUGUAAAAUAUGAGUGAAACAUACUUAUUAGUGUUAACAGAAUAUUUAAUUAAUUUUGCAAGAGUUUUAAGAGAUGGAAAAGAUUCACCUAUUGAUUAUGAAGAAUUAGCUUAAAGUAAAUUGAAUGACUACGAUUUUUAAUUAUAUCAUGAUAUUUUACAGACGAAUUUGAGUGCCAUCGUUAUUUGA